AUGGUGGUGGAGUCGUACAGCGAGAACAACAUGUCCGCGAGCAUGAUCGGCCGGCAUUUGGAUCGUUACUGGCUUGGACUGGCCUCCCUCGACGAUCUACGGACCAACACGCUCGAAUCGGCCGCUGGAAUGCUCGUCUCCCAAUACGCCGGUUUCUGGGCGCCGAGGCAACCGAAUCCGCAAUCAGGUGAAUGCGUGGACGUCGCGUUGACGGAUGACCGACAAACGUGGGAGCUCACCACGUGCGAGUCGUUGCUCCCUUUCAUGUGCCGUGCCAACGCUUGCCCAGCUGGCUCUUUCCACUGUUCCAAUGGAAAGUGCGUGAACGGGGCGUUCAAGUGCGACAAACAAGACGACUGCGGCGACUUCUCCGACGAGAUAGACUGCCCGGCCAAUUGCCAGUUCUACAUGGCAAGCAGCGGGGACGUGGUCGAGAGCCCCAAUUACCCGCACAAGUACGCGCCCCUCAGCAACUGCAAGUGGACGUUGGAAGGCCCUCAAGGACACAACAUCCUGUUACAGUUCCAAGAAUUCGAGACGGAGAAAAGCUUCGACAUAGUGCAGAUCCUGGUUGGCGGCAGAACAGAGGAGAAGUCUGUGAACUUGGCGACCCUGUCCGGCAAGCAGGAGCUCACCAACAAACUGUUCGUGUCCGCCUCGAACUUCAUGAUCAUCAAGUUCAGCACGGACUCGUCCGUGGAGAGGAAAGGUUUCCGCGCCUCGUGGAAGACCGAGCCGCAGACCUGCGGUGGCAUCCUCCGGGCGACACCACAAGGGCAAGUUCUCACCUCUCCAGGAUAUCCUCAGAACUACCCCGGAGGGCUGGAAUGCCUGUACAUUCUGCAAGCGCAACCUGGCCGCAUAAUAUCGCUCGAAAUCGAAGAUCUCGACCUCGAGAUGAAUCGAGACUACAUUCUAAUUAGAGACGGCGACUCGCCGAUGAGCAGAUCGAUAGCGAGGCUAACUGGCAAGUUGGACGACAACCCUACGGUGAUCAUGUCGACCGGAAGUAACCUGUACCUCUACCUGAAGACGAGCCUCGGCGACUCGAGGAAAGGUUUCAGCAUUCGCUACACUCAAGGAUGCAAAGCAACGAUCAUUGCUAGAAACGGGACUGUUCAGUCGCCGUCAUUCGGCCUCAACAACUAUCCCAACAAUCAAGAGUGCUUGUACAGGGUGAAGAACCCUCAGGGAGGACCGUUGUCCCUGAAGUUCGUCAGCUUCAACGUUCACAAGACCGACUACGUUCAGAUAUACGACGGCCCGAAUACCAAUGGCCUGCGUUUGCACCCUGGCAACGGGUUUACGUCGAACACUAGGCCAAAGAUCACCCUGACGGCCGAGAGCGGCGAAAUGCUGGUUAGAUUCACCUCCGACGCUCUCCACAGCAGCUCUGGCUGGCAAGCAGAGUUCUCAGCA
Heterotrigona itama is the source of this 1419-nucleotide messenger RNA. The record is from the annotation of a GenBank genome assembly. Lineage: Eukaryota; Metazoa; Arthropoda; Insecta; Hymenoptera; Apidae.